Molecule: messenger RNA, 4283 nt
Organism: Cyprinus carpio (common carp)
Lineage: Eukaryota; Metazoa; Chordata; Actinopteri; Cypriniformes; Cyprinidae
Product: leucine-rich repeat and fibronectin type-III domain-containing protein 2
Cellular component (GO): cell surface; postsynaptic density membrane
Molecular function (GO): protein binding
Source: RefSeq, a predicted model, not a curated record
GGCUGCAGCGGUCCCGUGCUCGUGCAUGUGUGUUUGCUGCGAGUGCUUCAGCACGCGCUCGGUCAGUCUGCCGCAGUGUGUCGAGAUGCAUCGAGUCUAAGCGGCGGAAAUGUGAUAAAACGACGGUAAAGCUGUGUGUUUAAACGACAUCGAUGGACGAUCGCGACUCGACGUCCGACACCAAAGCUUGCACAGCCGUCUCCGCAGUGUAAGACACCAGGCUUUGAUCUGUCAGGACAAGAUGUGAUCAGGAUUGAGUUUGUUUUACUCAAAAUCCCUUGCCAUAUGUCAUACUUCAUUUGGAUGCUCGUAAAUCAUGGAUGCCACUGUGACAUGACAUCAGAAGAGCAUUCAGCACACCAACUAGCUUUGAAGUGUGUCAGCAUCAGCCUCCAGCUGCAGACGGGAGGAUUGUGGGACGUGAUUGACAGGUCGAACCUAUGGCAGAGCAGCAGCGCGACACAGGUCCCUUUGUGUGAAUCUACCAUGGACCCUGUGCUCUGUCUGAUCCUGGUCCUGGGUAUGGCUGUAAUGAUGGCCCAUGCGUGCCCCAAGUACUGCGUGUGCCAGAACCUCUCUGAGUCACUGGGGACCCUGUGCCCGGCCAAAGGCCUGCUCUCCGUGCCACCUGAUAUAGAUCGCAGCACUGUUGAGCUCCGUUUGGGGGGAAACUACAUCCUUCGAAUCACACAACAUGACUUUGCCAACAUGACAGACUUGGUGGACCUUACACUCUCCCGCAACACGAUAAGCUACAUACAGCCCUUUUCCUUUGGGGACCUGGAGACCCUCCGUUCUCUCCAUAUGGAUAACAACCGUUUAGUGGAGUUGGGCCCUGAUGACCUGCGAGGGCUGGUCAACCUGCAGCAUCUCAUCCUCAAUAACAACCAACUGGGUCGUAUCUCCGAGAAGGCAUUUGAAGACCUUGCGGCAUCGCUUGAGGAUUUGGACUUGUCCUACAACAACCUUCAGGCUCUGCCCUGGCAUUCAGUCCGGCAGAUGAUCAACCUGCACCAGCUGAGUCUGGACCACAAUUUGUUGGAUUACAUUCCCGAGGGGACCUUUGUGGAUCUGGAGAGACUGGCCCGCUUGGACCUGACGUCUAAUCGGCUACAGAAGCUUCCGCCAGAUCCUAUCUUUGCCAGGGCGCAGGAUUCUGAGGUGAUGACCACGCCGUUUGCCCCUCAACUCUCACUCAGCAUAGGUGGAAACCCGCUUCACUGCAACUGCGAGUUGCUUUGGUUCCGGCGUCUGGAGCGAGAUGAUGAUCUGGAGACUUGUGCCUCACCUCCAGGCCUGAAGGGCCGCUACUUCUGGAACGUUCGGGAGGACGAUUUUCUGUGUGAGCAGCCGCUGAUUACUCAGCACACCCACAGAAUGCUGGUUCUGGAGGGGCAGACUGCCAGUCUACGGUGUGAAGCCAUCGGAGAUCCCACCCCAACCAUACAUUGGGUCACCCCUGAUGAUCGAUUGCUUGGCAACUCCUCUCGCACUGUGGUGCACCGCAAUGGAACCCUGGAGAUCCUGAUCACCACUUCAAAAGAUUACGGGACCUUCACUUGCAUUGCAGCCAACCUGGCUGGUGAAUCAACUGCUUCAGUGGAGCUGUCAAUUAUUCAGCUACCCCACAUAAGCAAUGGCACAGGCCAGGCAUCGCAACCCAAGUCCCGCCUGUCAGACAUUACCGGCAGCUCCAGGACGAGUAAAGGUGCUCCCAACAGCCAGCCAGAGAAAGCAGUGUCUGUGUCUGAGGUGACUGCCCUGUCUGCCUUGGUCAGUUGGUCCGUCAGCAAGACCGCUCCCAAAGUGAAAAUGUACCAACUACAAUACAACUGUUCAGAUGAUGAAGUCCUCAUCUACAGGAUGAUUCCUCCCUCCAGUAAGGCCUUCCAUAUCACCAACCUGGUAUCUGGGACUCUGUAUGACCUGUGUGUGCUGGCCGUCUGGGACGACACCGCCACCACGCUCACUGCCACUAACGUGGUGGGCUGUGUGCAGUUCUACACCCGGGACGAGUACCCGCAGUGCCGGUCUCUGCACGGGCAGCUGUUGGGCGGCACCAUGAUCCUGGUGGUGGGCGGCGUGAUCGUGGCCACGCUGCUGGUGUUUAUUGUCAUUCUGAUGGUGCGCUACAAGGCAGGGGAUGGCGGAGGGGGUGGUGAAACCCCUGUCAGCAAGCUGAGCAACGUCAGUGAAACAUACUCUCAAACCAAUGGAGGGAGGCCGGGGCAGAACGGAGUGCCUCUGCUGGCACCCAAGCUCAAGCCCAAAGUCACCAUGCAGGACGAAGUGGUCGAAUUCAAGUGUGGUUCGCUCCAGAGCAGCUUGUCCUCUUCCUCCUCCUCUUCCUCCUCAGGUUCAGCAGAUCCCACUUCCUACAGUCCCAACAGUGCCCUCGCCAACAUUUGGAGGUCCGCGCCUCCUAAGCCCCGCACCAACUUGGACCAGCUUCUAGGGGCCUUCACGUCGCUGGAGCUUCGGGACCAGACCAAGGAGCCGUGUGCGUCCGUAAGCCCGGUGAGCACAGCUGCUGCUUCGGCCCCAGUGGGCCCUACUGACAAGGAGCCUCUGUUGGGUCGGACGCUGGACUCACGGCUUAGCAAGCUGCUCAUGUUGCCUCUGGACUCCAAACCCAAGAGGAGCCACUCGUUUGACAUGGGUGACUUCACGAUGUCCACGGCGCAGCAGCUGUGCUCGUACCCGCGCCGGAUCAGCAGCAUCUGGACUAAACGCAGCCUGUCAGUGAACGGCAUGCUGCUGCAGUGCGAUGAGGAAGGGGACAGCUGCGGGAGCAAAGGCACCACUGAGAGCUCCGAGUGGGUUAUGGAGAGUACUGUAUAGGGGCCGAAACGGACAGGAAGAGAGACAAUAUAAACUCCAUCCUGCAUGACUCUGAAUAUGUUUUUGAUUAAUUUUUUGUUGUUGUUGUUAUUCACCUUGCCAUAUCCAGAACAGAUGCAGCAUUCAGGGGGUGAAUUCACGAAAUGGUUUCACCACACUAGAUGCAGUUUUUCAGCACAAAAACCUGUCAAAUCUUUCUGAUGACCCUUGGUUUUCAGCAUGAACAGUAGGCUCAUUGUAGCUUGCACCUUAUUCACACAAUUUUCCUGCUGCAAUUAAGCCCAAAGUAUACUUUGGUUUUAUCACAUACACGAGGGUCCGGUACAGUGCGUGAUGCAAAUUUCAUUACCGAAAUAGUAUCUGCAUACUGUAUGCACACCAUCCGAUUUUUUGUAACAUUUUUGUGCAUAUUUGGACAUAUAUCAGGUCGCACAUGCACAUUGAAUUUGUUUUGCACCAAUCAGUUGUUUCACAAGGUGGCAAUGCUGGCCCUGUUUCACAGUAGAAAACAAAACUAAAGAGAUGAAACAACAACAACAAAAUAGUGGUCAACAAUUAGCAUUAACAAUCAUUUCUGUGAAGGGGUUAUGAGAUAGCAGCAACUUUAGUUUAAAAGAGUAAAAAGAAAUUGUUAUCAGUCAUAACUUCUGGAGAAAAAUAGAGCAGACACAGGACUAAGAUGAAGCUUUGUAGAGCGCAUGUGGCCACCGUCUGUGUUCAUUCACACUGUCAAAUACUUUCAAAGGCUACAGCUAUAUGCUAGCAUACAUGUAAAAAAAAAUGAAGUAUGCUUUGGGCUUUACGCUGCAUCCUGAUAUUUAUUCAGAAGAGAUGGAUUUCUGUUGAAGCAGUUAUUCAUCAGUUAAAUAAGAGCAUUAUAACUGGCUGUAUGCGGACACACGGUGCAUUCGAGGGCCUUCUGUAUUUCAAAGAGUUGAUUCAGUUGUCUGGAUCACAGUGGUGGACUGAUGCUGUGCAGUCAAAGGGAAAGUUUGUCAGAUCAUGCUGGUCUGAUGCAUCCUAAAAUUGACCCACAAGAUGGGAAGCAGAUUGUUGCCAUUAAGUUACCAACACUGGGCUAUUGACUAUAGACACCUGCUGGUAUAGACAGUUCAUCACAGACUGUACCUGCUAGUUGGCUGUUGGCUGUAGUGUGUUCAAACACAACUUUAAAGCCCAGACAAGCAUGACAUGAGGCAACAACACAGCUGUCUUUAGUCACCGCUAGUGCUUUGAUGUCGGUUUGGUGUAUCACGGUCUUUACAUGAUCUGCAUAAUUCCUAAACCUGCGCAGGCGACUCGUCAGUGGUCACGACUCGUUCUUAGUGAAUCCCCCAGUCUGCUGUGCUGACUCAUUGGUGUGAGACAUGUGUUUGUGUGUGUGUGUGUGUGUGUGUGUGUGUGUGUGAUCUUUAUUUUGUGUGUGUGUGUGUGUGUGUGUG